UUCAGUUCCCUUUCAAACCAGGUUGCUUUUCCUCUUCUCUAAUCUAUAUCUAUAUCCCACUGCAUUAAAUUCGUAUUUCCUCCACCCCCCACCCCCAACUUUCUCUCCACCAUUGACAACUCCAUUCCACCAACGCUUCAUCUUCAAGACUCUGUUCCGUCUUUCAGUCCUAAUCUUUAGUGAAGAAAGGCCAAGAAAGAUAAAAGGGGAAACAGCUCAAUCAUUGUACUUUUGCAUACAUUGUGAAGAAAGGGGGAGAGAGGAGAGGGGAAAAAGAGAUCAGCUUUCAUUUUCUUUUUUGGUUGGUUUUCGUUUCUCAAUCGUCAUCAUGGGUUGCUCUGCUUCUCGUCCUGCUAAUUUUGUCACUCAACAGCAAAAUCCCACAUCUAAUUCUUCUUCCUCAUUUUCGAAUUCCCUGCUGCAGUCUCCUUAUUACUCGUUUUCGGACCCUUCUUCUACGCCGGUUUCCAGAACUCUUUCUCUCCCUACGCCUUUAGUGCACCACCCGCCGUUGAGGAAAGGAGACUCUAAUCACUUUGUUUCUCUCACUUCUACCACCUAUGGUUCGCUUGUGCUCGUUGACCCCCCAAACCCCAGUUUCGACGGCCAAGAUUUUGCGAAUCAGACUGCCCAGAUGGGGAAGAUUCAAGAUUUUGGUAAUUCUGAGGACCCUUUAUCCCCAGACUCGGUUAUCAACACUUGGGAGCUCAUGGAAGGCCUUGAUGAAGAGGAAUUUCAUUUCCACAUGGUUGACUCUCCCAGAAAGCCAGGUAAUGAGGAGAUGGAUGUAAGUGAGAUAGUGAAAUCUUAUGAGUUUGUGGAGAACCCGGUAUCUAAGCCUUUGUGGAAGCACUUAUCUGAGGAAUCGUUGCUGGCGAAGAUGGACUACAAUGUGGUAUCCAGUUAUCAAAAGGCGUUGUUGGGUAGACACAAUGGAUGUGAAAAGCCUAAAGACAUUUCGGAAUCUCAAAAGGCCGAGUCUUUGGAGUCGAAUGAUGUGAACAAUUUGGUGUCUGACAGUGAUGAAUCUUCUUAUUUAGUGGGUGCUGAGGAUAGGAUUGUAUUGUAUUAUACUAGUUUGAGGGGCAUAAGGAAGACUUAUGAGGAUUGUUGCGCUGUCCGGGUGAUUUUUCGGGGCUUUAGAGUGUGCAUUGACGAGAGGGAUAUAUCUAUGGACCGGUCGUAUAGAACUGAGUUGCAGGAUGCCUUGAAAGGACAACCGGUGAGCUUGCCACAGGUGUUUGUUAAAGGGAAGUACAUUGGUGGCGCUGAGGAGAUUAAGCAGCUUAAUGAGACAGGAGAGUUGGGGAAGCUAUUGGAAGGCUUUCCACUUAAAGAUCUGGGGUUUGUGUGUGAGAGUUGUGGGGAUGCAAGGUUUGUGCCGUGCCCAAAUUGCAACGGGAGUCGGAAGGUUUAUGAAGAAGAAGAAGGAAAAUUGAGGAGAUGUCCUGAUUGCAAUGAGAAUGGAUUGAUUCGGUGCUCUGGUUGCUGCCCUUGAGCUCAAUUGCUCGUUAAAUGAGAAGUAUUAUGGGUCUCUCCUUGAGGUUAUUUAUCGAGUGUUGCUGCUAAUGGGUGGUGUAUCUAUUCGUCUGCGCUCAUGUCUAGUCUCAUUUAUUAUUAGUGAUUGUGUAGUGGGUAUUCACGUUCAUAGUUGGGGCAACCUUAAUCAAUAAACAAGUAACAUAAUAUGCUUGUUGCCUAUCGUGUUGGAGUUUGAGCAGAUUGUAAAUGUUCUCUAUUAUUUCUCUAAUUGAGUUUAAACUUGCUGCUUCCUAUGCACAGCAUUUAGUACCGUACUCUGUACAAUAUUUUGUAGAGUCGAGUAUGAUGGAUUCUUAUUAUUGCUUUGUUGAUGUU
Sesamum indicum (sesame) is the source of this 1857-nucleotide messenger RNA. RefSeq names its product Glutaredoxin family protein. The record is from RefSeq and is a predicted model, not a curated record. Lineage: Eukaryota; Viridiplantae; Streptophyta; Magnoliopsida; Lamiales; Pedaliaceae.